Molecule: messenger RNA, 342 nt
Organism: Eimeria tenella
Lineage: Eukaryota; Apicomplexa; Conoidasida; Eucoccidiorida; Eimeriidae
Exons: 5
Coding region: 1-342 (113 amino acids)
Source: RefSeq, a predicted model, not a curated record
AUGGUUGUUGGCGAUUUGAGGGGCCGAGACGACUGUCAGAAAUUCGCAGAUUUGUUGCUAAAGUACUUUUUAGAGGAAAGAAACCUCUUCAUAAUAUCUUCUGACUUCUGCCACUGGGGGCCUCGAUAUUCUUACUAUUACCUGGAGGAGCCUUUGCCUGAAAUCCCGAUACACAAGAGCAUAGAAAAAAUGGACAUGAAGGCAAUUCAGUUCAUCACAGAGCACCAGAGCGAAGGGUUUUUCAACUAUUUAGAGGCCACGAGCCUUUCCGUCUGUGGGAGAAAUCCUAUAAGCCUUUUUCUGCAGGCAAGCCUUAAACCCUGCGGAGUCCUUGAACCCUAA